UUUUUUAAACAUCUUUUUAACCUGUGUUUUUUUUAUCCUCAAGCGCUGGGAACUUGAAAGAACAGAGUCCGUACAUCUGGUAAAAAUCAAAAUUUCUAGGUUUUUAAGCCGUCCGAAUACAUUAAAAAAGAACUAAGCUUCAAUCUUCAAAAUCCAUGGUUAGGGUUUCGUUUGUGUUCAUCUGAAAUGUUGUAGUUUCCUUCAUCACCUUCGUAUCUUCCUUUUCGAACCAUCCUUUUGAGCCCAUCACGUCCUUAGACAUGAAAGAAGCUGUGUAAUCAUUAUUUGUUUAUUUAUGAGAUAAAAACGGUGCAGUAUUUGAUGGACGAUAUCUGGGAGAGAGCGGUGGAGACAGCGUUAGACGGGCAAGCGGACCACGCGACGGCUAGAUCCUUGACUCUUGACGGUGCGGUUAAGUGCGUUCAAGGUCGCCUCCCCUCGCCUAGCAUGUCGGAAAAAUUUAGAAAUCUUCAACAUCUUUCAAUUGCCAAUAUUGGCGUGUCAUCUCUUGAACAGUUUCCUCGCCUUCUAAAUCUCCAGAAAUUAAUCCUCUCAGACAACAGAAUCGCCGGUGGCCUAGAAUUUCUCGUUGAAGCUGGCCUUGACUCGCUCCGAGACCUUGACUUGUCUAACAAUCGGAUUCAUUAUAUUGAAAAUCUUGCCCCGCUUGCCCAGCUUAAGCUUGUGUCCCUUGAUCUUUAUGAUUGCCCGGUAACCAGAGUUAAAGAUUAUCGAUCUAGGGUUUUUGGAUUUAUUAAAUCGUUGAAAUAUUUAGAUAAAAUGGAUGCUGAAGAGAAUGAAAGGCCGGAAUCUGAUGACGAGGAAGAUGAAGAGGAGGAGGCUGAAGAUGAUCCAGGGGCUGGGGAAAUUGAUGGUGACGAUCAGCAUCACAGACUAAGUAAUGGGCACAGCGAAGGUGCGGAAGAGAUUGUUGAUGUUGAUGAGGAUGAGGAGAGUGAUGCAGAUGAAGAAGAGACUGAAAUAGGUGGAAGAGUGAAUGGGUUAAGCCAUGAGGGGAAUGGGUUUCGGAUUGAGGAAGUAGGGAGAGUUGAAGAUGGGGACGAUGAUUAUGAGAAUGGUUCAUGUGAGGAAGUUGAUGAUGAUGAUGAUGAGGAAGAUAAUGUUGUGGAAGUUCAUGAUAUUGGGAAUAGUGAUGAUGAUGAGGAAGAUGACGUAGACGACGAUGAAGAGGAAGAUGAGGAUGAUGAAGAAGAAGAAGAAGAUGAGGAAGACGUUGAAGAUGAUGAGAUGUUCAGGCUGCCAUCUACUUCUUCACAGCUUAAGAGAAAGAGAAGUGAUGAGGAGGAGGAGAGGAGGAAGAUGAUGCUGUGGAGUUUCCAAAUGCCAAGGCAUCAAGAAGCAUGGUUAGGCGUGUUGGAUCCUGUUCUGUUAAUAAUAAUGCUUAGAAAAUAGAGUGAUGUUAUUGAAGAGCUGCUUAUGAAAGGAAUUGUGUAUUUGAUGGGUGGAUUCAUCAAUGCUUAGUUCAAAAUGUCGUUAGAUUCUGUUCUUUUCCUUGGAAUAUAUAUACGUCCAUUACUUAUUUGUCAAUUCAAAUGGCAGUUAUGAAGGGGGUUUUACCGCUCACUUUCAGCUAAGGAUUGGAGGGAAAAUACAAGUUUUGUUUUUUAAGGUGGGUCGGGGGAUUUUGUAAUAAGUUAUAAAAAACAGACAGUUGUAGAUGGUAUUUGUUUGUUAUCUAUGCUUUGGUUGGGCUCAUCCAUCAAGUGGGGUGACUUUCUGGCAUAUU
Molecule: messenger RNA, 1747 nt
Organism: Hibiscus syriacus
Lineage: Eukaryota; Viridiplantae; Streptophyta; Magnoliopsida; Malvales; Malvaceae
Product: acidic leucine-rich nuclear phosphoprotein 32-related protein-like
Exons: 2
Coding region: 322-1413 (363 amino acids)
Cellular component (GO): nucleus
Molecular function (GO): histone binding
Source: RefSeq, a predicted model, not a curated record